Messenger RNA from Orbilia oligospora ATCC 24927, 711 nucleotides. RefSeq lists its product as uncharacterized. The transcript is spliced from 2 exons. NCBI's taxonomy places the organism in Eukaryota, Fungi, Ascomycota, Orbiliomycetes, Orbiliales, Orbiliaceae. The coding region runs from base 1 to 711 and encodes 236 amino acids. The record is from RefSeq and is a predicted model, not a curated record.
AUGCCGUACCGUAAACACCGUGUACAACGACCCAGAGUGAAGCGACGAAGGACCUCGGAGGAGCCUACUGAGGACGCGGGCCAGCAGCAGCAGCCCGAGGCGGGUCCCGCCGAGAAUACUGCAUCACCAUCAGCUGAAAGUUCCACGCGGAGACGAGCUUCGAAUUCGGCUACAGACCACGACGCUGGUACAUUAGACCAUCCAGACGCGACAAGUAGUCCAGCCUCAGCGGAAGCUACUGCUGCCAAUUGGGUGGGACCAUUGAUUGGCUACUGUUUCUGUCGAGACUGGAAAGUUACAAUUAAGGAACCUAUUCCGGGAGUGGUUGUGUGUCAUUGCAAGGAUUGUCAGGCGAUAUCAUCGAGCUUCUUCUGUACAUUCCUUACCGUUAGUAUGGGCUGUCCAACCCCACAGUUACUUUUGAUGUUUGCUCUAUCGCUGCAAGCGGGAUGCAUUACUGAAUCCCUCGAGGGCGCCCUACCGGUCAACAGGAAUUUGUUUGUUGGUCCGCAUAACAAUCCGUCUCCCGCGCUACAAGAGCUCCUGACUCCAAGGAUCGAGAUUUUCACCAAAGAUAGAUCGCAGUGGCGUCCUGAGCAAGAGGGUGUGCUUCAUCAGUACGUUAGCAUGCCUGUCGGGUUUGGUGACAGCGGGAACAGUGACGAUGCGGAAGCGAAUCCUGCCAUUCUUGCUGGGGAUCUGCACUUAUAG